Linum trigynum is the source of this 3938-nucleotide messenger RNA. The record is from the annotation of a GenBank genome assembly. NCBI's taxonomy places the organism in Eukaryota, Viridiplantae, Streptophyta, Magnoliopsida, Malpighiales, Linaceae.
ACCUCAAAGCUCUUAUUUGUACUCAACAUGUGUGGCAACCCAAUGUGGAGUGCCGGUUGGGAAGUGGUGCUCGGGCUAAGAGGAAUCCGCCCAUCAACUUCCCUACAUGCGACCUUGAAAGGGAAGGCUAUGAUCCAUCCGCUCUUUGUCAUGAGAGAGAGAUGCUUAUGUGGAAAAGAGUUUGCAAAAGUUUGGUGUGAGGCGCUUUAGUGUUGAAAAAUGAGACCAAUAAACGACAACUCCUAAUUGAAAUAAAGAAUAAAGAGCACUCUCUAAAGUUUUUGUGCUUAACUGUUGAUUGAGAAGUCACUCGGUGCACACCUUGAUUGUUCGUCCUAAGGUAGUAAGUAUUGUCCUCACCCAAGAGUUUGUAUGUGCAUAGUGAGAUCAUAGUUACAUCCAUUCGUCUCUGUUUACUCUUCUUUAUGCAAUGAAGAAUUAGAGUGCAUCCCACCUUUAUUUGUUUAUCAAGUUGCAUUGGUUUGAGUAGGUUUACUUGGGGACAAGCAAACGCCUAAGUGUAGGGAGUUUGAUAACACCUAAAUUUGGUUUAUUUAGCCUUUUAUUUAGGUUUGCUUUGUACCAGUUCAUGUGUAUAAUCGUUUGAAUAUCUUCGAUUGCAUCCCUAUUUCGUUCCAAUUUGAUUAUGAUGUGAUUUUAGGGUGAUUUAGACAAUACAUGCAAUUAGGUACGAAAAAGGACACAAGUGUAGCAAAAGGGGUUGGAGAGGGAGAUCACGGUCUAGAACACAGACUGCGAAAUCAAGGAGAAAAUCGCAUCCUCAGGACCUAAGUUCACGGCCGCGAAUCUGGAGGCUUUGGGAGUGAACUUCGUGAAGAAGCCAGCCAAGGAGAAACAGAGAGUUUCCCCAGUCUGAUCACGGGCACAGUUCACACUGACCACGAGGAAGUUUGCGGCUGCGAAGUCAGCCCACAAAUUGAAGGCCAAAAUAGCGACGUUGACAGAUUGCGGUCUGCUGCGAAGAAGAUCACGACCGCAACCCUGUCUGGCAGUGAACUUGCCCUUCCUCUGAAGGCUAUAAAUAGAAGACCCAUUUCCCCCAUUUGAAAGAGCUGAUUUUAAGAUAGAAAUUUCUGGUUAGAGAGAGAAGAGAGAGAAACUGAAGGAAGAGGAGGAGGAGCUAGAAGAAAUGAGUCAUCUUCUUCAAUACAAGUCUUCCCCAAUUUUUUCUAUGUAUCUUAUUCUCUCCUUUAUGGAUUAGUCCUCUAAGGUACUGGGAGUUCUAAACCCCAAUCCCUAGUUUUAGGGCUACUAUGUAAUGAAUGAAUAUUUUAGGGUUUUAAUCAUGGUAAAGGAAACCGUACCGGACAUCAUACCGGAUUCCUUUCUGGUAUGGUAUUUUGUGGUACGACCGUGGUUCAACCGUUUUGUACCGGUAAAUACCGUUUUUCACUAUUGAUAGAGAAAUGAAAUGCGAUAGUAUAGAAAAUAUAAUCCAUCAAAAAAAGAACCAAAUAGAGCAUUAUACAACCAUUCCUUACCUAAUUAAUCAGAUUAAUUGACUAUCGCUGGCUUUGGGAUGGAAAAGAGCUCGACCUAUUCCUCUGAUGCGCGUUCUUGAGCAGGGGAGGGAGACUCCAGCAGGUAUCGGCGCGGCGUUCUUGAGCAGGGUAGGGAGACUCAAGCAUGGUCGUCGCGGCUGAGGAGGAGAGAAAGGAGCGGCGGGGUGGAGCAGGGACGACUCGACUCGCCGGUCGUGGGUCGCCAGAUAAGAAGAGAAGAGGAACGGCGGAGGAGCGGAGCGGGGAUCGGCUCGACCUUUCGCCGUCGCGGGUUGCUUCUUUCCUCUCGCCGGUCGCAGGCUGCCAUUCACUAGAGGGAGUGGAGAAGAGGAGCGGCGGGGAUGGGGAACAGGGGAAGAAGGAAACGACGUUUGGAUUAGGGUUUUGUGUUUUGGCGCUGUUGAAUGCCGAUUUUUCUUUUUUUUUUUAAUUUUAGUGCUUAAACGGCAACGUAUUCUUUCAAUAAGGCUACCGCCGGUAGACCAAAACCGGGCGGUUUUUCUUUUUUUACCGGUCAAACCGAAAAAACUGGCCGGCACGGUAAAAUCAGCACAAUCAACCCACCGUACCGCUUUUGGUCCAAUUUCCGGUUGAACUGGCCGGUACGAUCCGGUUUCCUGGUCUAUGGUUUUAAUGAAUGAAUGUGUUUAUCUAGUUGAUUUCAUUGUUUGUCUACCUUUGAUUGUGUUUGGGUAAGUCGCCCUAAUCUUCACUACUAGCUACUUGAGCUUCUACGUUGAGUUUGGAGUUUUAGGGUUAGACGGGUAUUCGCCAUUAAGCAAAUUAAGGUUAUAUGUAUGAAUAUGAUCUUAUGGAGGACGAAGCAACCGUACCCCGGCCAUAGGAAUGCCUUCCUAGAUAGAAACCGGGUUAAAACCUCGGUGUGGGCGGUGGGUAGUACCCAUUAAAAUGAGUUAUGUUCUUAAUGCCCAUAUAUGAUAGCCUAGAUCGAAGUGAAUGACAUGGGUUUAGGGUAGGCGUACUCGAAGGCGUGUGGUUAACCAAGAAAGCCCAAGAAAAAUAGCUCACUCAACACAUUCGAGAAACCCUACUUAUCUAGACAUUGCAUAACCUUUAAACCGAUAGGCUAGAUAACAACAACGUGGGAAGUAGGCUAGGUACCGCGACCCAAGUGAAUACGACCUUGAUUGUCACUAUAUGACAACGCCAUUUUAGGUUAAACUUGGUCUAGGAUGGGGUAAUUAUUGAUAAGUGAUAACCACGGACAAUAAUCUGCACGAAAUGAAUCGAUCAGUGGGCAACGGGGGCGGGACUCUGUAUCCGUCCCGUUUGAAAUGGGUAUCCAAUCCCAUUUGGAGAGUAAACUUUGUUCCACGUCCCAAAAUCGUAGAGGUUUACGGGUACCCAUUAUCUUUACGGGACGGAUAAAGGUACCCGCGGGUGACGCAUUUUAAAUACUUAAAAUGACAAAAAUAUAAUUAAUCACCUCAAAGUACCAAGAAUAUCAUUCAUAAUAUGUUAAAGGAUUCAAUAAUAAACAAUUCCCUCACCUACUUUUGAUCCUUAACAAGUCACCCACCCAGCACCACCCAUUACUAGGGCUGGAAGUUUGGUACUGGUAUUUGGGAUAUACCGAAUACCGUACCGAAUUUAUCACUAUUUGGUAUUACCGAAUACCGGCUUAUUUUUUAGGGAUUGGGAUUCAUUUUGGAGUGCUAUUCGGUAUUCGGGAUUACGGGAUUCGCUCGGUAUAUACCGAAAUACCGAGAAAUACCAAAAUUAAAAAUUAAUGAAAUAUAUCACACAAACUUUAGUAAUUCCUCACUCUUCAUAGCUUAGAAGCCCCCUAUUCAACUCAAUUUUGACUUUCCCGUUUAAAUCACUCUCGUUUCUCACCUAAUCUCUUGUUAUUUUUAUAACACCAAAAGCAAACAAUAGUAUAAGUCGUCUCUUAACCUCCAAUUCGUCAAAUUAAGGAUUACCGAUGACAAGAAUUUGAGAUGUCACCUCUCCUUCAUUCUCAUUAUCCAUAUCCUAGUUCUAGUCAAACUCAAGACUCUUUGCUUAGUCUCUUUGCCCUAACUUAAACUUUUAAAUCUAAUUUAUAUAUUUAAUUAUUACUUGCAAAGAUAAUUAAUUUUGUAUUCGAUAAUACCGAUUGGGAUACCGAAGUACCGAUUGAGAUACCGAAGUAUUUAGGGACUGGGAUUGGGAUACCGAAAUUAUUUAGGGAUUGGAAUUGGGAUUGACUUUAGAGUAUAAUUCGGUAUUCGAGAUUUCAGUAUUUGGUAUUGGAAUACCGAUACCAUAUCGAUUUUCACCCCUACCCAUUACCAACUUCUUCAACCCACUAAAGAACACUAUCGGAAGCAAAAUAAAGAACCAAUAUGAAGAAGAACUAUUGACAAAUUUUGUCGACCCACAUCAUCAUGUUAAUGAACACGAGACACGGAG